Molecule: messenger RNA, 1164 nt
Organism: Zasmidium cellare ATCC 36951
Lineage: Eukaryota; Fungi; Ascomycota; Dothideomycetes; Mycosphaerellales; Mycosphaerellaceae
Exons: 3
Coding region: 1-1164 (387 amino acids)
Source: RefSeq, a predicted model, not a curated record
AUGACAUCCACCACAAGCUCGCAGCCACCACGGCGAUCAUAUGUCUCCCUCUUCCACACCGCCUCCGUCGCCGUACCCUCAUCCAGAAAGAAGAAAGAGCAACCCCAGCCGACGAAGGAAGAUGAUGGGCCGAAAAACACGAAGGACACCACGAAGAAGCCCUACAGGCUAUUCGAACUGCCGGCGGAGCUGCGCCACACCAUCUACGAAUUGGCGCUCACGGAUGAAACGCGUGUUCAUCUCGUGUACUGGCCCGCGCACCUCCUGCGCACUGACCCCUUCAUGACAGCCAAACCGGGUCCAGAGGCAGACCGGGCCAGGGAGGUCUUCAGCUCGGUUCACCCUUUGACCCAAGUCAACAAACAGAUCCGCUCGGAAGCCCUGUCGAUGGCGACCAUGAUGGCUCCAGUCCUCAAAGUCACCAUUCGCGACUUCGACUUCACCCGCCUCAUGUUCUUUUUCGAUCACUUCCGACUCGAAGAUCUCCAGAUGUUCCGUCCACACGAGGAUCCCUGGCCACGAUUGACCGUGAAGUUGAUUUCAGCAACAGCAUUUCUAGAUCAUGAGAACGACUCAAACACCCUCGCCAUCUUCACCUCUCGUGUCCGCAACGCCAAGAUGAACACGCCACACCAACACACCACCGCCUCCGAGGACAGUAAGGAGUGUCUCCUGCUCAAGUUGCCCGCCGAGCUACGUAACACCAUCUAUCGGAUGGCUAUCGGUGCUAAUCGGACUGUCCGCCUUCUCCAGAGGCCACAAAAAGUCCAGCAGAAGCAAAACCCAAAGCCAGGUCCUCUCCUCACGAAUCUCACCACAUUCUGUGCUCUGGCACAAGUCAACAGACAGAUCCGUUCCGAGCACAAGGAGAUGUUCACGAACAAGAAGGAGGGCGGAACGCCAAGAUUCGUCGUCGAACUAGUAUUCAGUUUUGAAUACAACGACAAGGACCGCGAAGACCAUCCCGGCUUCGAUGCGUGGUUCACGCGACCGCAUGGCGUCAGCCGUGCGUCUCAGGUCCUCUUCGACUACGCCCCAAUGCAGCAUCCUAAAUUCAGGAUGGUGUAUGGAAAUGUCGACGCAUACGAGAAGAGCGGCAUCAGAAACGUCCAUGAUUUCCGUCUACUGACUUCGAGGCUUGCUCUGGCUAGAAGUCGUCUUUGA